Molecule: messenger RNA, 2502 nt
Organism: Xyrauchen texanus (razorback sucker)
Lineage: Eukaryota; Metazoa; Chordata; Actinopteri; Cypriniformes; Catostomidae
Gene: ttc12
Product: tetratricopeptide repeat domain 12
Exons: 21
Coding region: 36-2147 (703 amino acids)
Molecular function (GO): protein binding
Source: RefSeq, a predicted model, not a curated record
AUACAGCGUAAACAAGACAUCUUCAAUUUGCAAACAUGACUUUGCAAGAAAGCGACGAUUUCGAAAGGUUUUUGAGUAAUGUAGACCAGAUAAGUGAACUGGUAAAAGAGUUUAAUUCCAGCAAUGUGUUGUGCCAAGAGAAAGCUUUUGAGAAAGCAGACCAAUUUAUUGCAUCCCUGGAGCGGGAGGAACCAUGUCAAACCAAAAUCAAUAAGACAAUUAUAAACGCAGAUCCCUCAUCUGAAAAUAGGCCACUGCAGGUCCAGUGUAUACCAAGCCAAAAUCCAGAGAGUUUCAUUAGGAUAUUAGAAAAAGAUGCAGAGGAGAGAAGACAGAGGAGAGAGAUGAAGGUGGAAAAGGCCAAUUCGCUGAGAGAGAAAGGGAAUGAGGCUUUCACUCAAGGUGACUAUGAAACGGCUGUCAAGUUUUAUACGGAAGGGCUGGACCAGCUGCGUGAUAUGCAGACGCUCUACACAAACAGAGCUCAGGCCUUUAUCAAGCUGAAGAGAUAUAAGGAGGCCAUAAGUGACUGUGAGUGGGCUCUGAGGUGUAAUGAGAAGUGUAUUAAAGCGUAUGUACACAUGGGGAAAUCAUACCUAGCACUCAGAAAUUUCCCAGAGUCGAGAAUGUGCUAUCGAAAGAUUUUGGAGAUAGAGCCACAACAGGAUAACAUGGUCAAAGCUUAUCUGACCCAAGUGGAUUUGGAAGAAAAGGUGGUUCUCCAGGAAAAGGCAGCAUGGAAUGAGCUGCAGGAGGGAACUGAGCAGGCCACAGCGAUAACAGAGCUACUGAAAAAGCUUGACAGACCAAAUGAGAUCCAUCUAUACUACCGUGGGGUAGUGGAGCUGCUCACACAGGCUAUUAAAAACUGUACUGGGCAGACGUUAUUCAGAAUAAACAAUGGAUUCAGUAUCAUUAAUGGCAAUAACAUUGUAAGAAGCUGUCUCUCACCGAGUUUUAAAGAUCCAUGUGCAGUGGAUUUAUGUGUGUCCGUCCUGAGACUAUGGAGGGCAGUUUGCGGUGGAAACGAGCAGAACCAGCAGCUGUUUAUUGAGUGUCCCAAUGCUAGAGAGUACAUUGUCCAAAUGUUGGCAUCACCAUUACUUGAAAUACACAGGGAAUGCCUGGAAUUGCUCAGCAUUUACUCGCAUACUCAGUAUGGAAGAGACCUGCUUCUAGACAACCUGAAUUUAUGCCAAAUGGCAGAGAACCUGAUGGGAUGCGUCUGCUGUGAUAUGAGCUCUUCCUCUGUGCUGACAUUUCUGGAGAACCUGACUGCAGAAAAUAAAUUUAAGAUACAAUCAAGGGAGAAUUUCACAGCAGUUUUUGCCCUUCCUUUUGAGCAUCUUCUGUCAAACAUUGUGACAGCCAACCACAAGAUACUAGGUUCCUUAAUUUCUGUGAUUGGGAGCAUGGCUCUGGAUGAUGUCAUUGGAAAGAAAAUGGCAAGCCGUGAAGAAUUUUGGAGAUGCUCUCUCCUAGCUAUGGAGCAGUGCAGUGUCUGUGAAUUUAGAAGUGUCCUUUAUCCCCUCUUGGGUCUAAUGAUCAACCUAGGCUCAAAUCCCUCUCAAGCUAUACAGAAACAUGCUGUUCUGGCCAGCAGCAGGUGCCUGGGCUUGCUGAGUGAUCCCCAUGGAGGCAUCAUCACAAGAGCUGCAGGUUUGCUGAGUGUCCUCCUUCAGGAGUCUCUUUCUGCCACGCAAGAAGUCGUGGAGAAAGGAAUAGUGAAGAAACUGCUGAAGAUUCUGAAGGGAGGAGGAGAGAUGAGCUCCAGAUACUCCAUUAAAGCCCUAACAGUGUGCACUGCCUCUAUCCCACCAGCCUGUGAGGAGCUGGUUAAGCUUGACAAGAGUCUGCGCACUUUGAGAAAACUUCUGAGCAGUACUGAUGAGGUGGUGGUGGGGAAUGCAGCUCUGUGUAUGGGGCAUUGCAUAGGAGUGGAUGGAGCUGCCACUAGCCUCCUUGACACAGACUGUGUAUUGCUGCUGCUACGCCAUGCUGCCAGCAACACCAAGAGAGCAGCCGUUCAGCAGAAUGCUGCCAUCACCCUUGGGAAGCUAUGCAAAAAAGAGCCCAGGCACAUGGGGAAACUCAGGGAGCUCCAUGGUUUAGAAAUCCUUCACUCCUGUGUGAGAUUAAUCACAUGAGCCUCUACCCUCAUUCAGUUCUUCAGUCAAUGACCCCAUAACUCAGGGCAAGCAUGCAAACCCACACACAAAAAUACAGAUGAAUGCUGUCCUUUGGUCUCCUGUGAAGAUGCUCAUUUGAAGUGAGGUCACAAAUUACUGUCAUGCCUUUAGGCCUAGCCUUAUUAUGCAGCUGUUUCCUGUGUUCAUUUUAAUUAGAGAGAAUUUACAUUAACACGUGACUCUGUUAUCUGCUGUCAUUGAAAACAUGUAGCCCCAGGACAAUAUUCAAAACGUUUCAGUUUCCUUUCAUCCCAAAUGGUCCACUUGGGAUGUGUGUUGCCUUGAUUACAUUUGCUCUCUGUUUGUUGAUAAA